Ictalurus furcatus (blue catfish) is the source of this 2678-nucleotide messenger RNA. RefSeq names its product b(0,+)-type amino acid transporter 1. Lineage: Eukaryota; Metazoa; Chordata; Actinopteri; Siluriformes; Ictaluridae. The transcript has 6 exons. Gene Ontology annotation, biological process: amino acid transmembrane transport. Gene Ontology annotation, molecular function: L-amino acid transmembrane transporter activity. The record is from RefSeq and is a predicted model, not a curated record. Gene Ontology annotation, cellular component: membrane. The coding region runs from base 231 to 1649 and encodes 472 amino acids.
UCCACAUGCCAUUCACAUGAACCAAAGGCGAGAGAACUGCUUCCUACACAGAUAAAAUCCUUGAAACAUAAUUUUCAAGGCUGUCGUAGGACUUCUGCACAGUACCGAACACCACACUGUCAUAAAUGUUAAUAUUUAAUCAGAAAUACUUUGCACUUAGUAUCAUGAUUGACAUAUUUUCAUAAACUGCAAGAUGUAUAGCUCAUUUUCACUCACACCCAGGAAGCACCAUGACAAGCAGCGAGCACAAAGGGCUGAAGCUGAAGCGGGAGGUAGGGUUAAUUAGUGCCGUAUCUCUGGUCGCAGGCACUAUGAUAGGAUCGGGGAUAUUUAUGUCCCCUCAGUUUGUGAUGGCCAAUGUUGGAAGCCCCGGAGCAAGCUUGAUCAUCUGGGCUGUGUGUGGCCUGGUGACUCUAUGUGCUGCGCUCACUUAUGCAGAGCUUGGUACCAUCUUCAGAGAAUCCGGAGGAGAGUUCAUAUAUGUCCUGAGAAUCUUCGGACCCUUACCUGCAUUCUUUGUGGCAUACACGUUUACAAUCGUGGUGAAGCCAGCAGGUAUUUCGGCUGUAGCCUUGAGUUUUGCUCAGUAUGCCGUGGCUCCUUUUUAUCCAGGCUGCAUGCCACCUACGUUGGUGGUGAAAUGUAUAGCAGUGGCAUGCAUUUUCGUGGUGGCUACCGUAAAUAUGCUGAAUAUUCGCUUUGCCAUGGCCAUUCAGGUUAUCUUCCUGGUGGCCAAAGUUGUGGGUCUGAUGGUGAUCAUUAUUGGUGGAAUAGUUGCCAUUGCCCAAAAUGGCCUAGAAAACCUUGAAAAUCCAGACAUUGCCUUUAAGGGUACAACUUUGGAAAUCAGUACCAUUGGAAUGGCUCUGUAUCAGGGACUCUGGUCUUUCGCAGGAUGGUACAAUUUAAACUUUGUGCUUGAGGAGGUGAAAAAACCAGAGGUAAAUCUACCCCGGGCAUUAAUGAUUGCCAUCCCAAUGGUUACCAUCCUCUACUUGCUGGUCAAUAUCAGUUAUCUGGCCGUCAUGACUCCUAGAGAGAUGAUGAUGUCCAGUGCUGUAGCAGUUACUUGGGGCAAUAAGGUGCUGGGCAGCUGGGGAUGGGUGAUGUCUAUUGCAGCAGCAUUAUCUUCCUUUGGAACACUGAAUGGAGCACUCUUCAGUGGAGUACGAAUUUGCUUUGUAGCUGCCCGAGAGGGUCACAUGCCUAGCAUCCUGUCCAUGGCCCAUGUGCGACGUCUCACGCCCUCUCCAGCUCUCAUCUUUACCACCAUUAUCGCUUUCAUUGUGCUCAUUCCUGGAGACUUCCAGGGAAUAAUCAACUUCUUCAGCUUUACAUCCUGGUUGUUCUAUGGAGUUACGAUAUCUGGACUACUCUAUCUCAAAAUCAAAAGGUCCAAUCUUUCACGUGUAUAUAAGGUACCCAUUUUUAUCCCUAUUCUGGUGCUGCUGGCGGCUGUGUUCCUGGUUCUAGCACCCAUCAUUGACAAUCCUCAGCUCGAGUACCUAUAUGUGACCCUCUUCAUCCUAAGUGGUGUUUUAAUUUAUUUUCCGUUCAUUCACUUCAAACUGUUUCCAGGCGUGUUGGACAAACUCACAGUGUUCCUGCAGCUCUUCCUGGAGGUGGCGCCAGCUGACAAAAAUGUAUAAAACAUUGACACCAGACCGAGAGGCAGAGCUUUUCAGCCUCUUGCUCUGGUCGGCAUUGGGCCUUUAUAACUAUUUGUAAUAUUUCUAUUGCCACUGUAUUCUGAAUGCUGAGGAUUUACAGUUUGUCUUAGAACUUGGGCAUUUUGUGAGUUUAUAAAAUCAAUAACAUGCUGUAUUUAUAUACCACUAGAAAUAGGCGUAAAAGAACAUUUCUAAUUGAAUUUCUUUACUUUUAUAUAGAAUAUAUACAUUUCUGUUUGUAAAUUAUAUAAUUUGUCAUUUUUCCAUGUAGACAGAAAAUAAAUAAAGCAUUGAUAAGCAAAGAGAAAACAGAUUCAUAUAAUUUUAAGUAGGCUACUUACUUACUCAAAAUGCCAGUGUUUCCAAUCAACAGCUGCAAGAUCACAUGUCAAAAUAAUCAUACCAAAAUCACCUCAGACCAAGACAAGAAAGAAGCCUUUAAAAGCAGUACAUUCACUACCCUCUUUUCUAUGAAGCCCUGCAGGAUUCCAAUGAAACACACAAGAAUAAAACUCAGGUUUGUUACAUUUAUAAUUUUUCUUUCAAAAACAACUUGAUAGAGCCCAGAUUACAUUUUACAUUUCAUUUACUAUUAUCAGCUAAUAUACUUCCUCGCCAGUAAAGGGUUAUUAUGACUUUGAAGUAAUCUAGCUAUACAUUACGUCUGUGUUGACAAGCUUAUAAUGACAAAGAACAUUUGUUAUGUCAUUGCCACCUUUGUUAUGACAACAAGACUCUUUGAAACUCCAACACAUGUCCUACAAGCGCAUUCAAAAGCCGUCACCGCCACAGGGCGCAGUCAAUAGCCGUCACCGCCACAGGGCGCAGUCCAUUCAUUGUCCACCGCGUCAACGCUAAGAUGGACAUCUAUUUGGUCUAACAUCUCGCGAUAUUUCUAAUGCUCGACGGGAAUUUGCGUUGCUGGAGAAACAAAAGCAGCCAAAAAAAGAAGCUCCCUCUGUUUUUUUCCAGCUUUUUUCUUGGGUCGCUUAUACGCACACACACACA